This is a messenger RNA of Williopsis jadinii, 1210 nucleotides long. RefSeq lists its product as uncharacterized. The transcript has a single exon. The coding region runs from base 16 to 1122 and encodes 368 amino acids. NCBI's taxonomy places the organism in Eukaryota, Fungi, Ascomycota, Saccharomycetes, Phaffomycetales, Wickerhamomycetaceae. The record is from RefSeq and is a predicted model, not a curated record.
CCAUUCCAUCCAGAGAUGAUGAAACAACACGAGGAUGAGAACAUAAGCAGGUACAUCCAACACCUCGAUGUUGGCAAUGUGCUCACAGUUGACUUGAACUUGGAUAAUAAUACCUACAUAGACCCUUCGAUAGAGGCAUAUAGAAGAGCCCUUGAACAUCAAAAGGGUGUAACGAGACACGUGAAGACGGUGACGAUUCCGAAGUCCUUCAACUCUGACUCUGUUAAAUUUGACGUUGAAGGUGUACCACAGAUACCGGAGGGCGUGGACCCGAGAAAGAUAUGCCCAUUCUGUCAAAAGACCUUUUCCCAUCCAGGUUCCAUGGGGAGACAUCUGGACUUGAAAAAAGGGUCGAAGGACCACCCUUCAUCGGUAAUCGAACAGAUGAGAUCCCAGGUGAAACGCCGUGGUGAUGCUGAACUGAUCAAGGAGAGAAGAAAACUGAGAGCGAGAAGGUACAAUGCCAGGGAUGACGUUAAGCAGCGAAAGAGGUUGAAUAGAAAGAGCGUAGAGAGGGUUCAAAGGGCCAAGUACCGUGAAAUACGCAAAUUCUUUGAUAGACUGGGUAAACCUCAACUGGAAGACAAUCCAACCUUCCCAAGAUUGGUGUUGUAUUUCUUGAAGCCUAACCAAUGGCCUAGUGAGCCUCCAUCUCUAGAGACUUAUAGACAGCUGUGUGGCUCUUUGAAUGAGCAGUUCUUAGCAGACAAGGAGAUGAACUUCUACAACGAAGUCAUGGGGAAAGUGCAGAAGUCUUCAGAGAUAUGGCUUACCAUGACAGAUGAGGAAAAACUAGAGGUUUGGGCAAGAGAGCUGAGGAGCGUAGCACAACAGGCCCUGCAGGACAUUUCACUGUUUGACUUGAAGAACAGGGACGUGUACGUUAGGAAAGAGGCAAAGAGACAAGUCUUUGAAGCUGACAAUCAAGAGAAUAAUGAUAAUAAUGAUGAUAGCAAUGAUGAUAGCGACGAUAAUGAUGCAAACAACAAUGAAAGUGAUGGCGAAGAUGGUAAAGAUAGCGACAAGGAUUUUGAUUAUAACCACGAGGAGUUGGAAGCAGUUGCACAGGCAGUGGUCAAUGACAAUGAGAAGGAUAAUGUUGAUCCACAGAUAAUGAACUAGGGCUAAACAAGCAAGUAAAUAUAUGAACAAAUUGUCUUUAAACCAAGUAUACAAACAAAAUAAAAGGGAAAAAGCAACAUCAACUUUC